Colossoma macropomum (tambaqui) is the source of this 1536-nucleotide messenger RNA. Its product is annotated as C-type lectin domain family 4 member K-like. The record is from RefSeq and is a predicted model, not a curated record. The coding region runs from base 89 to 1081 and encodes 330 amino acids. Lineage: Eukaryota; Metazoa; Chordata; Actinopteri; Characiformes; Serrasalmidae. The transcript is spliced from 5 exons.
GGUUAAACUAGCCAGGAAGUGCAGCACUGCAGUGUUUUUACAGACAGAGACGCAGUAAUUCAGUGUUUUAGUCUUUUAUAGAUUAGAGAUGUCUCAGAGUGUUUAUGAUGAUGUUAUCUGCACUGAGGAGCUCAGCAAAGAAGAUAAAGUGGAGAUGGUGGUGGAUCUUUAUGAGAGUGCAGAUGCUUAUAGAGGAGAUGAAGUGGAGCAGUUGAUGGUUAUCUAUGAGAGUGCAGACACCAUUCGAGGUCAUGACCUCAUCACAGAGACAGAGGACGCCAACGCAAAUAAAACCCUGCAAACACUGAAAAAAGAGAGUCACACUGCAGAGAGCAGAUUCUACAGACUGACUGCAGUGUGUCUGGGGCUGCUGUGUGUCCUCCUGCUGACGGCCAUCAUAGCACUGUGGAUCAAACUUUACAGCUUAAUGAUGUCAAAAGAGGAAUUACAGACCAAACUGACCAUAGAGAGAGACCAGUUACAGACCAGUUACACCAACCUGACCAUAGAGAGAGACCAGUUACAGACCAGUUACACCAAUCUGACCAUAGAGAGAGACCAGUUACAGACCAAUUACACUAACCUGACCAUAGAGAAAGACCAGUUACAGACCAUUUACACCAACCUGACCAUAGAGAGAGACCAGUUACAGACAGAGAGAGAUUUAUUACAGAAGAGGCUGUCUGAACUGGAAUGGAUUAAAAAUCCAGAAUGGAGAUACUUCAACUACAGUGUUUACUACAUCUCUACUGAGAGUAAAACCUGGAACAAGAGCAGAGAGGACUGCAGAGAGAGAGAAGCAGACCUGGUGAUCAUCAACAGCAGAGAGGAACAGGAUUUUAUUGAGAAAUUAAGAAGAGGUCGGGCUUGGAUUGGUCUGACAGACAGUGAGACAGCAGAUGUCUGGAAAUGGGUGGACGGCUCAGCACUGACCACUAAGUUCUGGAGACCUACAGAACCCAAUGGACCAUAUGAACACUGUGUAAUAAUUGGUGAGGGUUCUGAUCCUGUAAACAACUGGGCUGAUUAUCCCUGUAGUUAUUUGUUUGUUUGGAUCUGUGAGAAGAGAAUAUUUGAAUAGCUGCAUGUUAACAGUUAAAGCAGCAGUUAUUUAUGUUUUUAAUAACUGUCUGUGUACUAAUUAGAUUUGACCUGUGUUCUGAUGACCUCUGUUGGUUUAUUGAUGGUAGAGUAAACAGGGAUAAUUCUGAUGUGAAAACAAAGCCCAGUCUGUUUACAAGACUGAACUCUCUGUAGAAGAUUACAGAAGGCUGACCAACCACUGACCAUCUCUGUGUGUUUUGUAAUGCAAAAAUAACAAGUUUAUAUUUCUGCAAAGACUCUGAAAAGUAACAUAUUACAAUAACGGGAAAUCUUUUUUUCCAGUAACAGAGUAAUGAAAAACAUUACAGUUUAAAUUCUUGUGAUCACCUGGGCUGAAGUUUAUAGACAUUUUAUUAAGUAUGUUACCAAACUGAUCUUUGACUUUGGAAUAGCAAACAACGGAUUUUGACAAAUAAGGCAAAAUCUCAGGAG